UAUAGCAAGAAGAGUAUGAGCAGAAUUGGGUACAUAAAGUACUCGGCUUCAAUAAGGAGAAGAGGCAGGACACCACAGUUUGCUGUACCUCCCAGAACAGAGAGGAUGGCUGUGGAUCAGGACUGGAGCAGUGUUUAUCCAACAGCAGCUGCCUUUAAACCUGCCUCUGUGCCUCUCCCAAUCCGAAUGGGUUACCCAGUGAAGAGAGGAGUACCUCCCCCAAAAGAAGGCAACUUGGAACUUAUUAAGAUUCCCAAUUUUUUGCAUCUUACUCCUCCUGCAAUUAAGAAGCACUGUGCAGCUCUUAAAGAUUUCUGCACUGAAUGGCCAAGUGCUCUGGACAGUGAUGAGAAAUGUGAACAGCAUUUUCCCAUUGAAACCGAAACUAUAGAUUAUGUUUCUUCAGGGACGUCUAUUCGCAAUCCCAAAGCAAGAGUGGUGACUUUAAGAGUUAAACUUUCUAACCUGAAUUUGGAUGACCAUGCAAAGAAGAAGCUUGUUAAACUUGUAGGAGAGCGGUACUGCAAGGAGACAGAUGUGCUCACGAUUGUCACAGACAGGUGUCCCCUAAGAAGACAGAACUAUGAUUAUGGCAUGCACCUGCUCACAGUUCUGUACCACGAAUCUUGGAAAACUGAGAAGUGGGAGAGUGAGAAGUCUGAGGAAGAUAUGGAAGAGUAUAUCUGGGAAAAUAGUCGCUCUCAGAAAAAUGCCUUGGACACGUUGCUUCGAAUAAAAGCCUCAGAGAAUGUCAGUAAUGCCUCUAAGGAAGAGCUGCUUGGAUCUGAAGUGGUUAAGAAUUACAGAAACUCUGUAAUUGCACUUAAAAAUGAAGGUGAAACAGAAAGUAACAUGUCUCAGUAUAAGGAAUCUGUGAAAAAGCUGUUGAAUAUACAAGCAUGAAAGCAGACUCUGCAGGUACACCUGAUCAUUAUAGAAAUAUUAAGCUACUAUUAAUAUUUCUUAGUGAUAUGGAUAUAUAAUUAUGCAGAACCUUAACCAAAAGUGUGAAACUUGAUGUUGAUAAUCACAGUAGUAAUCAGUUUUCUCUUUACUGCUCAAUUUUUUUUGUAAGCAUAGUUGUCCUGUCCAUGAAUCUUGUUCUUUGAAUAAAGUAUGUUUGGAUUCAUAUUGAUAACUUGGACGUUUUAUUCUAUGUUUGCUUAGCAUGAGACAUCCUGUUUCAGUCCUCUGCUUAAUCACACUUUGAUUUCUCACAGAACUUUUUAAGGCAUAUAACUUAGAGCAACAAUGUCAAAACUUAAGCUCCCAGUUCCAUUAAUUAGAAGUCUGAAAGUUAAGAACUCUAAACUUUCUAAAUGCUUUUCAAAUGUCACUCAGAUUUUGCUCUAUCUUUACUCCCUAUCUGUAAAAUAAAGAUAAUGUGUCUAAGUAGUUUUAACUUUUGGAGAGGUGUUGAAGCACAUGGGAGAGUGUGAGGUACUCAACUGUCACCAUGAGGGCUAACAAAUACCCUAAGGAAAAAUACCUCUCUCUAAAAUGAUGGAAUAAAAUGAGGUAGAAAAUGGGAUGGUAGUGGGAAUGUGAACUAGCAGUUGUUGGCAGUUGUUGAGAAGAUUCCAAAGCACAUGGGAAAGAAGAAUGAUGAGAGUUGCUAAAAGUAAGAGCUGGUGAGUAGUGAGGUAUGUAGCUAAAUAGGAAUGGACUCAGUCUUGGCGCCCUGAGGCCCGCUGAGUUCUCUCUUGAAUCUACCCAGGCUUUUCAAGGGAAAAAAAAUUGGUUUUAGCAUCCAGCUUACUGGUAUGCAGCACAGAGAGAGAAAUUAUAUGGAUGUUUAGCUUAUAUUUGGUAAUUUGUACUUGAAAGGCAUUGAUUUGAAACAGUGGAAUCACAGGCAACUUUUUUUGCCUUCUCACAGCAAAAAAACAAAAGCAAAACAAAAAUCCCCACGUAAAAAUAGCAGCUUUCAGGACAUAAGUAACUCUUGCUUUUAUUGUACCUUCCUGGCUUACUAAGAUUUCAGCUUAGAAAGUCAUUCUCUGGAAGGGGCAGAGGGAGUUAAGGAUUCUGCAUACCUAUGAAAGUACCAAACAUG
Messenger RNA from Chiroxiphia lanceolata (lance-tailed manakin), 2056 nucleotides. RefSeq names its product mitochondrial ribosomal protein S35 (gene MRPS35). Lineage: Eukaryota; Metazoa; Chordata; Aves; Passeriformes; Pipridae. Gene Ontology annotation, cellular component: mitochondrial small ribosomal subunit. Gene Ontology annotation, biological process: mitochondrial translation. The coding region runs from base 16 to 903 and encodes 295 amino acids. The transcript is spliced from 8 exons. The record is from RefSeq and is a predicted model, not a curated record. Gene Ontology annotation, molecular function: structural constituent of ribosome.